Messenger RNA from Micropterus dolomieu (smallmouth bass), 1248 nucleotides. Its product is annotated as opsin-5-like. The transcript is spliced from 6 exons. Lineage: Eukaryota; Metazoa; Chordata; Actinopteri; Centrarchiformes; Centrarchidae. The record is from RefSeq and is a predicted model, not a curated record. Gene Ontology annotation, molecular function: G protein-coupled receptor activity. Gene Ontology annotation, biological process: G protein-coupled receptor signaling pathway. The coding region runs from base 1 to 1248 and encodes 415 amino acids. Gene Ontology annotation, cellular component: membrane.
AUGUCUGUCCGCAGCGCCGCCGCCGGCCCCCCCUGGAGGAACCACAGCUUCAUUCUGGGGGGGGGCAGGGACCCUCCUCUGACCGACCAGGGCGAGACCAUCAUCGGAGUCUACCUGCUGCUGCUGGGUUGGCUGUCCUGGUUUGGAAACAGCAUCGUCCUCUUCGUCCUGUACAGACAGAGAGCCACCCUGCAGCCCACAGACUACCUGACCUUUAACCUGGCCGUCUCUGACGCCAGCAUCUCAGUGUUCGGCUACUCCAGAGGCAUUGUGGAGGUCUUCAAAGUCUUCCAGAACAGCGAAUACAUCAUCUCCUCCAUCUGGACCUGCGAGGUGGACGGGUUCUUCACACUGGUGUUUGGUCUGGGCAGCAUCCUCACACUGACAGUCAUCAGCAUCACCCGCUACAUCAAAGGAUGUCACCCGAGCAGAGCCCGUCACAUCAGCAGGACCAGCGUGUGCUUCUGCCUGCUCUUCAUCUGGAUCACAGCUGGGUUCUGGUCCGGAGCUCCGCUGUUCGGCUGGGGGAGCUACACAGAUCGUGGGUAUGGAACCUGUGAGAUCGACUGGGCCAAAGCGACCUACUCAGCCGUCUACAAGUCCUACAUCAUCUCCAUCUUCACCGUCUGCUUCUUCAUCCCGGUGUUCAUCAUGCUCUUCUGCUACGUCUCCAUCAUCAACACGGUGAAGAGAGGCAACGCCCUGUCCGCUGAGGGCGACCUGACCGACCGCCAGAGGAAGAUCGAGCGGGACGUCACCAUAGUUUCCAUAGUGAUCUGCACGGCCUUCAUCUUGGCGUGGUCUCCGUACGCCGUGGUGUCCAUAUGGUCGGCCUGCGGCUUCCACGUGCCCAACCUCACCAGCAUCUUCACCCGCCUCUUCGCCAAGUCCGCCAGCUUCUACAACCCGCUCAUCUACUUCGGACUCAGCUCCAAGUUCCGCAAAGACGUGGCGGUCCUGCUACCCUGCACCCGCGACGCCAAAGACACCGUCAAGCUGAAGCGCUUCAAGCCGAAGGCCGAUGCCCACGCCCGGCCCGCCGCAGGGGGCGGAGCCAGACUCAAAGUUCCUCUGAACUGGCCAGAAAAGAAGUACUCGCCCGGGAACCAGCCUAACCUGGUCCCCAGCCCGGACUCCGGGAUGGGAAGCCCGCCCUGCACGCCGCCACCCGUCAACAAGGAGGUGUUCUACAUCGACAUGCCCCGCCCCUCUGAGCCCAGCUUUGAGUCUGAAUGUGAGAGGCUCUGA